Molecule: messenger RNA, 1098 nt
Organism: Penicillium samsonianum
Lineage: Eukaryota; Fungi; Ascomycota; Eurotiomycetes; Eurotiales; Aspergillaceae
Gene: phoB
Product: regulatory cyclin phoB
Exons: 1
Coding region: 1-1098 (365 amino acids)
Biological process (GO): regulation of cyclin-dependent protein serine/threonine kinase activity
Cellular component (GO): nucleus; cyclin-dependent protein kinase holoenzyme complex
Molecular function (GO): cyclin-dependent protein serine/threonine kinase regulator activity; protein kinase binding
Source: RefSeq, a predicted model, not a curated record
AUGUUGGCGUCUUCGCCCUCGCCUUCAACGGCUGCGUUACGCUCCCCGCUUCCUUCAACUUCGGGGUCGCAUUCCCAUUUCCACUAUGAGCCGACUGGCGCUCCACAAUCCAAUAGUCCUCGAUCCUCGCGUCUGGCCAUUGACGAACUUCGCUCAGCCUUGAAUCGGCAUACCGUCGAUCCCUCCUCUCCUGAAACUUCAGGGGAUCUUCAACGCAGGCGCACAUCUACAUCCGACACACUAAAGACCCUAGUCACCAACUCGGCCUUGGCUUCCACACUCCAAUCAGCCGCUUCUUCCGCUGUGACUGCAACCACCCCGGCGACUGCCACCUCUACAAAUCCACCCCCGACUUCCUCCCCCGCCCUCUCAAUGCCCGCUCCUACCUCGGGUUCCAACAAGCGCAACAGCCAACGCGACCAUCACCCAUCGGAUGCGACGCCGGCGGAAUACGAUGGUGAAGAUUUGGAGAGGUCGCAGUCCAAGCGCCUGCGACCUUCCAAACCAGAUGUCAAGAUGUUACCCUCGCAAUAUGAACUGGCCGACCCCCGUGACAUGGUGGUGUUGAUCUCCAGCAUGCUCAUGGAGCUGAUCCGAUUCAACGACAAGAUCCCACUACACCAGGGUCGUCUGACUCGCUUCCACUCGCGCUCCCCGCCCCGAAUCUCCGUGCAAGAUUACCUCCAGCGAUUGACGACCCACGCUACUCUCUCACCCCCUAUUCUUCUUAGCAUGGUCUACUACAUCGAUCGACUCUGCGCGCUUUACCCCGCCUUCACCGUUUCCAGCCUCACCAUCCAUCGGUUCCUGAUCACCAGCGCCACAGUCGCCAGCAAGGGACUCAGCGACAGUUUUUGGACCAACAAAACGUAUUCUCGAGUUGGUGGAAUCGGCAUGACGGAAUUAGCUAUGCUCGAACUGGACUUCUUGUUCCGAGUUGAAUGGCGCAUUGUUCCCCAACCGGAAGUGCUGGUGGACUAUUAUCAGAGUCUCGUCGAUCGAUGCGAUGGGUUUGAAAUUGAAGGCGUCUGCCAGAAUGGCAGUGCGAAAGCCGGGGUAACGGGUAUUGCUCCAGCAGCCGGUCCUGUUCCAACAUAA